ACUCGGAUGUGGGAGGAGUUCAUUGAGGACAUGGAGGAAAACUAUCAAUCGGCUUCCUGAGACCCAGAGGUUUCAGCUGUUUGCACCAGAUUGUCCAAAAUGAAGAUUAAUGUGGGCACAAUCUUAGAAGUGGCAAAUCGUCAGUGUUCUGUCGAGAUUACAAACAACUGCAGCAAAUAUGUUCUGUCGAAGCCCAGUGUCCACAUUGUGAGUGGUUUCUGCGCUGAUCCUUUGCCACCACUCAUCAACCCAUGGUCAUCUGGGAACGCAUUGUUCGCCAAGACCCCCAACACAGCUUGUGGAUCUGUGGGAGUCUUCACUUAUGACCUCGUCGAUCAUGUAAAAAAGGAGACCACAAUGAAAAUUGCCGUCAUGUUCUCUGUGCCCUAUGACUUCAACCUCUACUCCAACUGGUUUGCAGUGGGGAUCUUCGACAAGUACACAGUGUGUAACUAUGAGCUGUACUAUAAGAUGUACUACGAUAAUGACAAAACAUUCACAAGAAGCAAAGCAGAUGGAAAUUCACUGACCCAUGAGGACAGUGAUGUCACUGUCAUGGCAACCAUGUCCAAUUCAUACCAACCUGUGAUGAAGGUGGAAGUUAAUUGACUGAAAUCAAGGAAUUAAAAUAUGGGGUAAGGAAGCUGUCAAAAUAUUUGUGUUCAUAAGAUAGAAAUGUGCGCAUAUUAGUCUGUAGUUGUGCAAAAAUAAAUAUGUCUAAACUCUUGAAUGAGUUCAGUCGUACAUAACAUGUAUUGUGUGUAUUUUAUCAGAAUACCAAUGAAUAAGUUUUGACAAGAAUUACAAACACGAAAUGUAUCUUUACGAUUGCACUUUCUCCAUCACAAAUACAAAUUCAUCGACGUGACUCUACUGUCAAAAAUCCAUCACCACUUCACAGGCAUUAUUUAUGGAGCAGAGGAUUCAGGGAUUCCACGGACUGACCCUGAGUUCAGGUUCCAGAUCAAGGCCAGAUCAGGCUGGAUCAGUGUUCAAGAUGGACGACGAGUCACAGAACAAAAUCAGGUCCAAUCCGACCAUGAGUCCAUUGUUCUGACCACAGAGAAGGAACCUGAACUCAGUGUCAGUCUGUGGAAUCCAUGGAUCCUCUGCUAUAGACUCUAGACUAAUAUGCACACUUAUCUGUCUUAUGAAUAUUUUGACUCCAACCUUACCCCAUAUUAAAAGGCUAAAAUAUCCCUAAUGGCUCGUUUAUUCUCCGCUAUAAUAAUUUGCUUCAGUUUAGAUCAUAGCAGAAUUUGUGCAACAAUAAUGUUUAACAAAAGCAAAAAACUCAUAACUAUUUGAUUUUGUCAUAUGGUUUUACAUCCUCUCUGUUGAAACUAUAACAUGAAGUAAGUGUUGGGCAUUGCAUUAAAUAGUAUUAUGGUAUGUUUUGUGUUAUAUAAUAUAUAACACGUAAUAAUCACUGGACCAAAAAAAUCAUUUGCAGUAGGAUUCUGAGCUAUGUGAACAUGCAAAAAAAAGAGAACAAAUGUCCAAACUUGUACCAACCUGUUUUAGAGAGCUGGGUUCUGAAAGGAAUACAGGAUCACCAAUGAGUUCUUCUAAACAAAAUAUAUAACAAAAACAAAAAACUCAUAACUCUAUUUGAUUUUGUCAUAUGAUUUUACAUCCUCUUUGUUGAAACUAUAACAUGAAGGAAGUGUUGAACAUUGCAUUAAAUGGUAUUAUGGUAUGUUUUUCCCUUGUCAUUGUAUUUCAGUGUCAGGUGUGAAGCACCUUGAAUUGCCUUGUUGCUGAAAUGUGCUAUACAAAGAAACUUGCCUUGCCUUGAUGUCCACAUUUAGGGAAAUAUAUAGAAAACUUUUGGACUUAGUGACAGAUUUAAAAUGACACAGUUUCAAUUCUUGAUCCUAUUAUGAUGUAAAGACCAAUGUGUCUAGAAAACAAGUCCAAUGUUUUUAAUACAAGCAUGUGUUAAACAUGACAGUAAUAAACUAACAAAUGAGUGCAAACAGAGCAAGAGCAACUUUG
Messenger RNA from Sphaeramia orbicularis (orbiculate cardinalfish), 1998 nucleotides. RefSeq names its product DELTA-sagatoxin-Srs1a-like. The transcript has 3 exons. Gene Ontology annotation, molecular function: channel activity. Gene Ontology annotation, biological process: pore complex assembly; cytolysis in another organism; monoatomic cation transport. NCBI's taxonomy places the organism in Eukaryota, Metazoa, Chordata, Actinopteri, Kurtiformes, Apogonidae. The coding region runs from base 100 to 609 and encodes 169 amino acids. The record is from RefSeq and is a predicted model, not a curated record. Gene Ontology annotation, cellular component: pore complex.